CUUGCAAGAAUAUAAAAAUGAACCCCCACGAAAGGUAAGCAACAGUACAUCCCUCGCACUCACUACAACUUGACGACAAAAACGGCCGCAAUCGCUUAGUGUUUGUAACGCGGCAACUAUUCUAAAUAAUCAGCACUUUUAACAACUUCUUCAAGCUAACAUGAAUCGUCACUACGCUAUUGGUUUGCUGGCAAUCUUUGGCCUCAUAGUCGCCACUAAUGCUGCAGCAUCCAUCAAUAUUUGUCAAGGUGUGGCCGAUAACAUUUUUGUAGCGGAUAUUACUAACUGCAGCAAUUAUUUUAUUUGCGUUAAUGGUCAACCGAUCGCUCAGCAAUGUCGUAACAAAUACUUCUUCAAUGGCAAUACGCAAUCGUGUCAGGCAUCCAAUGCGACCUGCUUGAAAUGUAAUGCAAGUGUAUUGAGUUCAGUCGCCUUAUCAAGGACUUGCAAUAAAUAUGCACUCUGCUUUGAUGGUCAACCAUUGCUACAACAAUGCGCUGAUGAUUUACAAUUCAAUCCACAAUUGAAUGCUUGCGAUUAUCCCCAAACUGUGGAUUGCGUUGCAAACCAGUGCUCCAUUUAUGCGAAAAGUCCUGUCUACGUUACCAGCAAGGCGUCGUGUUCGAAAUAUUAUAUCUGCAUGCAAGGUCAGCCACAAGCCCAAAACUGCCUCAGCAAUUUGGUCUUUAAUCCUGUUAAAAAUCAGUGUGAUCUGCCAGCGAAAACUAAUUGCACCAUUACCCCACCAGGCAAAGCACGUUCCUUGCAAACUGCCGCUAUGAUCGCUCCACGCAUGGUCGAUAUCAACUGCCCCACCGUGGGCAUUCUGGAGUUCGCACACGAGAACCCAAAUCAAUACUACAUGUGUGUGAACGGUAAAGGUGCUCUAAUGACUUGCGCUGCCAAUCUGUACUUUGACAAGGAUAUGGGUGCUUGCCGCCGCAAAGAGGAUAUACUAAAGAAUUAUUAAGUUUCUCUCGUACAUAAAUGCUCAAUGAAUGUGUGCAUUUGUUAGUUCUCCGAUAUUUUGUCAACACUUAAAAUUGUUAAAACAAGUUGUACUUGUUUUGAUCGAUAUGAAAUUAAAUAAAAUAAAGGUUGAGGUUAAAUGAAAAAAAAA
Molecule: messenger RNA, 1120 nt
Organism: Zeugodacus cucurbitae (melon fly)
Lineage: Eukaryota; Metazoa; Arthropoda; Insecta; Diptera; Tephritidae
Product: protein obstructor-E
Exons: 4
Coding region: 161-970 (269 amino acids)
Cellular component (GO): extracellular region
Molecular function (GO): chitin binding
Source: RefSeq, a predicted model, not a curated record